CUCAAUCAAUAUCGUUGUCGUAUAUUCGUUAAUCAUGCAGCUAAUAAGUUUAGUUUUAUUAAGCAGGCGUUCAUGGCUCUGCUGGUUUUGUGUACGUCAGUAGCAGACGCUCUGAUAAGGGGCGUGGUCACGUCGUUUGAUUGACCCGCCCGCUGGACGCUGAUUGGCGUCCGCGCCUGUCAAUCAUCACUGAGGUUGCGCCCCGUUAUCAAGGCAGAUUAUGAAGCAGCAGGGUUCAGCAUCAUCUCUGACAGACUCAUCUGGAUGGAUACAUGGCAUCAACGUGGCGCCCAAUGUCUCUUGCAUUAUUUUAUUUUGUCUUCCUGCAGAUAUCCUCGUCUUAUGAGCAGCUGUCUGCCUUUGUGGAAGGAAGCUCAGAUGAUGCACCAUCCCAAGACAUCAGAGUCCAACAAAAUGGGGUGGACGCUGAUGGCUCGGUGUUUGCGGCUGAAGCUCUGCAGCCGUACGGAUGGCAGCUUCACGCUCCUCCACGCAGGAAGUUGCUUCAGUCUCCAGGAAUGUUGCUUUAUUCUCCUCUGAGUGUUUCAUACAACGGCAAGACCUGCAUCCUCUUCAGGGCCCGCAAACUGGCCAUCAGGUACAGAAAUCACAGUUUGGUGGACCUCACAGAGAGAACCUUCAGCCCAGAUGCACCGGUGGACACCAAAGGCUCCUUCUGCAGCAAAGACAAAGCCAUACUCAAUCUACGUUUUGGCGACGUGGAAGAUCUAAGAGGCCUCUCUAUCAGGCUACAGAUGUCAAACACAUUCUAUGAGUCUGCGGGACAGAACUGGUUCACUCUGGAUAAUGUUUUCAUCCAUUACAACUGGACGCACGAGGCCGUGUUCAACGCUACAGAUGUGUACGCGCCCUCCACCAACUCCUAUCACUGCCAGCACGUCAGUAGCCUGCAGAAGUACGACACGCUGCUGGUACCCAGCGCCAACACUGACCACGCCGCAAGCUGGCACAUAACCUUCACCGACUUCCAGAUCCAGGCGUUUAACGUUCAGUCCAGUAAGUUUGCGGCGGCCAGUGACUGCGCGACCUUCUUCACUCCUGCCAUCCUGAUGGGUCUGAUCACAUCUCUGAUCCUGCUGCUGGUGCUGGCCUACGCGCUGCACAUGGUGGUUCACCUGAAGCACAUCGACCGCUACGAAGAGCACAAGACCACCGUCUACUUCCCUCGCAGCACAGAAGCAGAGAGCACAGAGAAGAACAACCUCUAGAGAGAGACGGACACUUCUGUGACUGUGAGCUCUGGAGACCGGACGGGAAGAAAACUCCCAUCUGAGCAGAGAACCAGAGCCGUUUGGGACUGACUGCACCACGGCAGUGACAUCAUUGUGGUGGGACAGUGGAAGUCCGAAUCAGGCUCCUUCAGGAGCUCGGCACACCGGAGGAUUGGGAGAUAUCAGCCAGUUCUCACCAAAAAUCAAGGAAUUAAACAUUCAGUGUCAGAUUUUCACGAGCGGAAGGAUAUGUUUCAGAUGUUUCAAUGUGAUUUGAAAUAGCACAAUAAUCAUUAUAUCUUGCAUUGUCUGUCUUACGGCUGUUUGACUGCUAAGACCAGAUUUAACUUCAAUACUGAUGUUUCUUUGAAGUCAACAUGAAAUGGUGUUUCGCAAGCAAUUUACAGUUGUAAUUUUACAUAUUUGUGAAUAAAACAUCUUGAUUUUCAUCUGGAACUGAUUGGAUGGUAUUACGGGAUCUCUUUACUGCUACAGAAUUAAAAAUAUUAAAAAGGUAAUUGCGACUUUUUAUCUCACAAUUCAGAUUUUAUAUCUCGUUAUUCCGAGAGCAAAAGUCCAAAUUUCGAGAUAUAAAUAUAAAAGGUUGCAUCUAGCAAAUUUUGAAGUUUUUUUCUCUAAUAAUUCAGAUUUUUUUCGGAAUUCUGAGUUCAUAUCUUGCAAUUAUGUUUAUCCAUCAAUUGUAUAUAUCGCAUAAUUAUGUU
Messenger RNA from Carassius auratus (goldfish), 1954 nucleotides. Its product is annotated as V-type proton ATPase subunit S1-like protein. The transcript has 7 exons. The record is from RefSeq and is a predicted model, not a curated record. Gene Ontology annotation, cellular component: proton-transporting V-type ATPase complex. Lineage: Eukaryota; Metazoa; Chordata; Actinopteri; Cypriniformes; Cyprinidae. Gene Ontology annotation, molecular function: ATPase activator activity. The coding region runs from base 273 to 1229 and encodes 318 amino acids.